Molecule: messenger RNA, 351 nt
Organism: Elaeis guineensis (African oil palm)
Lineage: Eukaryota; Viridiplantae; Streptophyta; Magnoliopsida; Arecales; Arecaceae
Source: RefSeq, a predicted model, not a curated record
AUGGUGUACCCGCAGGCCAUUACAGCCCAGAGUGCUAGCAAUUCCAAGGGCUCGUUCGUGCCGGUCUUCAUCGUGCUGGCUGUGAUCGCCGUUCUUUCGGCAGUCGCUUGCUUCAUCGGACAAAUCUGUGCUCGCCGUUACCUGCGGCCGAGGCCCCGAAGAGACCAUGCCUUGCACUCCAACGGAGAUGUGGAGAGCCAGUUCGCCACAAGCAUUCCCACGGCAAAGCCAGAUGCGAGUGGAGGGGACCAAGCAGAGACCAGAACCAUGGGAAGUGAAGAGCUAAUGGGAGAGACCGUCAAACAUGAUGAGAUUGGCGGAAACAAAGGAGAAGCCGGUCCUAGCGCCUAG